Molecule: messenger RNA, 2379 nt
Organism: Sardina pilchardus (European sardine)
Lineage: Eukaryota; Metazoa; Chordata; Actinopteri; Clupeiformes; Clupeidae
Gene: adarb2
Product: adenosine deaminase RNA specific B2 (inactive)
Exons: 12
Coding region: 19-2379 (786 amino acids)
Biological process (GO): adenosine to inosine editing; RNA processing
Cellular component (GO): nucleolus; cytoplasm
Molecular function (GO): double-stranded RNA binding; tRNA-specific adenosine deaminase activity; double-stranded RNA adenosine deaminase activity
Source: RefSeq, a predicted model, not a curated record
UCUGCGAGUGAUCUUGCCAUGGCAUCGGUUCUUGGUAACAACACCCGCGCAUCAGGAACACCAAACAGCCACGUGAAAUGCAAGUUCAAACGGAGAAGGAGGCGGAGAUCGAAAAGAAAAGAGCGAGUUGGCAGCAUGCUGUCAGCAUUGAUCGCUCCCUUCAAGUACAUGAGCCCUGGGACUACCAGCACGGUGGACGAGGACAGUUUAAGCACAAGCAGUGCUGAGGUCAAGGAGAACCGUAAUGUGGGCAACCUGGAGGAUCGCGUGAUUGGCUCGUCCGAGCGCCAGUCCUCUCUGUUCCAGCCGGAGCGCCGGGCCUCGCGCGGGGGCACCUCCGGGCUGAAGAGGAAGCGCCCGCUGGAGGAGGAGAACCACGGGCGGCUGUGUCGCGCCCCGCGUCUACCCGUCUACCCGCGGCGGGCGUCGUCGUCGUGCCCGUGGUCGGACGCGCCCAAGAACGCGCUGGUGCAGCUGAACGAGCUGCGGCCCGGCCUGCAGUACCGGCUGGCGUCCCAGACGGGGCCCGUGCACGCGCCGCUCUUCGCCAUCGCCGUGGAGGUGGACGGCCUGAGCUACGAGGGCACCGGCCCCACCAAGAAGAAGGCCAAGAUGCGGGCGGCCGAGCUGGCGCUGCGCUCCUUCGUCCAGUUCCCCAACGCCCCGCAGGCCCACUCCGCCAUGGGCGCCCUGAGCAGCGCCCCCACAGACUUUACCUCUGACCAGACGCCGGACGCUCCCGACCCCCUUUUCCGAGGGUUCGAGCCGUCGUCGGCGACCCCCGGCCUGGCGCUGUGCCGCUCGGCGACGGAGAGCGAGCUGCUGUCGGGCGCGCUGCAGAGGCACGGCCGGCUGCUGCGCCACACGCUGGACCUCAUGGCUCAGGCGCGCCAUCGCUUCGGCCCGUGCCGCUCGCCCGUGGUCUCCGCCGCCGCCGUCGCCGCCGCCGCCGACCCCCAGAAGAGCCCGGUGACGCUGCUCGGGGAGCUGAGGCCAGGCCUGCGCUACGCCUGCCUGGCCGAGCGGACGGAGGCACCCGUGUCGUCGUCCUUCAUCAUGGCGCUGCGCGUGGACGGGCGCGUUUUCGAGGGCUGCGGGCGCAGCAAGAAGCUGGCCAAGAACCAGGCGGCGCGCUGUGCCUUGCAGGCGCUCUUCAACAUCAGGCUGGCACCUGAGGGGAGAGCAGGCAUCCAGCCCAGCAGGAAUAAGUGCCCUCAUUUGCCCCAGGACUUUGCAGACGCAAUAUUCCACUUGGUGAGGGAGAAAUACUGGGAGCUGGCAGGCUGUUCCUCCCUCAUGCAUGCACGUCACAAAGCCCUGGCAGGCAUCGUAAUGACCAGAGGUUUGGACCUCCGACAGGCGCAAGUGGUGGCCUUAUCAACGGGCACUAAAUGCAUCAACGGGGAGUAUAUCAGUGACCAGGGCCUCGUGGUCAACGACUGCCACGCAGAAAUCAUCGUCCGGCGGGCUCUUAUCCGCUUCCUCUACUCUCAGCUGGAGCUGCAUGACAGCCAGAGGAGGGAGGACUGGGAACAGUCAAUCUUUGUGCGGCACAAGCAGGCCGGGUACCGUCUGAGGGAGAACGUCUACUUCCACAUGUACAUCAGCACUUCGCCCUGCGGGGAUGCCAGGAUCAACUCACCUUACGAGAGCAGCAGCGAGCUGCCCGGCGGGCGACCCCUGGUGAAGCGGCUGCACAUGCACCUGCGGACCAAGAUCGAGGCGGGCGAGGGCACGCUGCCGGUGCGGUCGCAGGCGCCCGUGCAGACGUGGGACGGCGUGCUGCAGGGGGAGCGGCUCAUCACCAUGUCCUGCACCGACAAGAUCACCAGGUGGAACGUGUUGGGCCUGCAGGGGGCGCUCCUGAGCCACCUGCUGGAGCCGGUGUACCUGCACAGCCUGACGGUGGGGAGCCUGCGGCACACGGGCCACUUCACCCGCGUGCUGACUCAGAGGCUGGAGCGUCUGGGGGCCCUGCCCACGCCCUACCGCCGCAACCAGCCCCUCCUCAGCGGCCUGAGCAGCAGCGAGAGCCGGCAGCCGGGGAAGUCUCCGUGCUUCAGCGUGAACUGGACGGCGGGGGACGGCCAGCUGGAGGUGCUCAACGCCUCCACGGGGAAGAGGAAGGACUCGGGGACGCCGUCGCGACUCUGCAAGCACGCGCUCUUUACGCGCUGGGCCCGGCUGUGCCGGACGGUGAGUCCAAAACCCCGUGUGUGUCAGGGCGACUCGGCCGAGCUGCUGUACUGCGAGGCCAAGCAGGCGGCCGGACGCUACCAGACUGUGAAGCAGAAGUGGCUCCGCUCGCUGCAGGACACAGGACUGGGCACCUGGGUGAGGAAGCCGCCCGAGCAGGAACACUUCCUGCCCGGCGUGUGA